CAAGACCAUCAUGAGAACUCAUCCAUUAAAUGUCUAAAUGUGGUGUUUCUGAAAAUCUGUAUGGCAGCUUGAAAAAACCAACCUAAUCCUGAAGAAAGAUGGCUUCUAACAGAAGUGUCAUUAAAAACUGUGGAUCAGGAUCAGUAUCAGCUCAAAGGGACUCAAGCCAGUUUAGAGAUUCCCUUCUUUCACUUUUGAAAACACUGGGACUUGAAAAGUACUACCCAAACAAGCUGACUCUGAAGUCAUUACUGGAAAUCAACAGUUCCACAUUGUCCAAUGAAAAGACUGACUCACUGAAAGCAAUACCAUGGGCCUUCCUGAGAAAGUUACUGAUGGUUAAUUCAAAAUCAAGAUCAAUACUAUCUGCACUUUGUGAAAAUGACAAUUCAGAAGACUUGUUUAGUGAAGAGGACAGUGAUGGUAGUUUUAACCUUCUAGAUCUUCACGCUGUCCUCUUUUUCUGUGCAGAUAGUUUUCUUCAGCAAGAAAUAGCACUGAAAAUGUCAAUGUGCCAGUUUGCCGCACCAUUUUUGCUGCCUCCAGGAGUAAUCAAUCAGGGCACUCUUAUGUUAUGGGCUCUUAGAUGUAUCAUAAAAGAAUGGCGCCCACGUUCAAUGUCAGUAUCAAAAGAGUUUGUCGAAAACAGUGUUGUUCAUGCAGAAAUUCCCUUGGUAUCAUUUGUGAGAUUAAGUAACUGCAGCUUGUCCAAGUCUCAAGUUUUGAACCAAGUGCUCAACAAUGCAGAGCAGCACCAUGACUUCUUUUCUCAUAGAGAAAUGAUUGGAGGAUCUUCACCUAGGCUAAUUGCUAAUGGCAUGGUUGAAAUAUGCUGGAAUCUUCCAUGUGGGAACAAUAGCAUUGAUGUCUUUCCUGAGGCAGUAGCUAUUGCUAAUUUAAGAGGUGAUGCUUGCACCUUUGAAACACAAUUCAGAUUCCUUGCAAAGGUAUCAGCAGCUCUGUUUGUGUUCUUGGACACUGUUGAAGAAAAGGAGCAAAGAUUGUUUGCUUCUUUGCAAGGAAUUAAAUCCAAAUUAUUUCUUGUGGUGAACUCUCAGAGAAACAUGACCCAGGAGGUGAAGUCAUCUAUUGAGGCAGUAAUUGAUACUCUGCAGCUGGAUAGAGACCACAUAAUUAAGAAAAGCCAAAAAGUGAAUCUGGCUUCUUUUGCAAAAUCAAUCAAUUCUUCCAUUAAGACUGUUCUAAGCGGAACUUAUGAAUCAUUUACUAUUGAUUCCAUGAAGAAGACUGCUCGGGAAUUAGGUCUUGACGUUGAUGAGAUUCAAAGAAAAGCCUCUGUAUCAGCUGAAGAAAUGGCAGAAAAAAUCUUGAAAACGAUUGGAGUUCGUCAAAUAACAGACUACAAAAAGACACAGCUGCCACUACAAGGUGAAAAUUGGAAAAGACUGGCAAAAAUAGAGAAAGAGCAAUGUAGAUUACGCAAUUCAGGAGAAAACAGCUUGGAAGAAUAUAAGGUUCAACUUCAAAAAGAAAUUGAUGAAAUUUGGAACAGACAAAGUCAGUACAAAAUGACCAAAGCAAUGGAGAUCUUCACUGAUGCUUUGUUGAGCUCUGACGAUACUGAGCGAGCCUUCUUUCUGAAAUGGAUGGGACUAAAGAUGGACAUGCGAUCACGCAAACACAUGUCAAGCCUUCGGCAAAAAUACAAAGAGUGUGAACAAAAGAAAGACAGAGGUGCUAUAGCCAGAUUAGACCAGGAACUUCUUGAUUCUUCUCUUGGCAUCGAGCAUUACAUGAGAGAAAUGGGACAAAUCUAUGAGGUUGCUUCAUUUGGUUCAAGCAAAAUAUCUGAUAAAAUAAGCAAUCUUCCUACUCUGGGUGCCAAACUGCUUCUGGCUGGAUUUCCUCUUGAACUACUUGAUGGAGAUGCAUCAAAUAUCCCAGCGAAAUGGGUGAGUGAUGUUCUCAUGGAGCUUCACAGUAUGGCUGGGAGAAAGAGCCGUGUGCUGGUUAUAACUGUGUUAGGGGUUCAGAGUUCUGGUAAAUCAACACUGCUCAACACUAUGUUUGGAGUCCAGUUUGCAGUGGGUAGUGGACGAUGCACACGUGGAGCAUACAUGAUUCUCAUCCCUGUGGGGAAAGAUUUGAAGGAAGAGUUACUUUGUGACUUUGUCCUUCUGAUUGAUACAGAAGGUUUAAAAUCACCAGCACUGGCACAACUGGAAGACAGUUAUGAGCAUGACAAUGAGUUGGCCACGUUUGUGAUUGGUCUAAGUGAUGUAACUAUAAUCAAUAUAGCAAUGGAGAAUUCCACAGAGAUGAAGGAUGUGUUACAGAUAGCAGUUCAUGCUUUUUUACGGAUGAAGGAAGUGGGUAAAAAGACAGUCUGCCACUUUGUUCAUCAAAAUGUUGGUGGUGUAUCUGCAUACAACAAAAACCUGACAGAACGAAAACAGCUCUUGGAACAACUAAAUGAGAUGACAGUGAUUGCAGCUGAUAUGGAAAAGAAGCCUAACAUAAAAAAAUUCACUGAUGUUUUGGAUUAUGAUGUGGAAAAGAAUAACUGGUAUAUACCAGGCCUAUGGCAUGGCACACCACCAAUGGCACCAGUUAAUUCAGGCUACAGUGUGGCUGUUCUUGAUUUUAAGAAAAACCUCUUGAAAGCAAGAAAGGAUGAAGAACCCUCUCAGAUACCAGAGUUCCUGCAAUGGAUGUGCAGCUUGUGGAAGGCAGUGAAGUUUGAGAACUUUAUCUUCAGUUUCAGAAACACUCUUGUAGCCCAUGAAUAUGACAACCUUUCCAAAAAGUUUACAGAAUGGGAAUGGUCUUUCAGAAGACACAUUCAGUCUUGGGUUACAUCUGAAAUGGUUCAAAUACCUAACACUGAAAAAAGUCGUGAUAAUGAGGUUGUUGAGCAAAUUAAACAGAAAGCACAUAAAGAAAUUGCCUGUCAGAGAGACAGAAUGUAUAUAAAUCUAAACGAGUACUACAAAAAGAAAGACCGCCAUGUACAUUUGGUGGAAAAGUACAGAGUUGAUUUUGCUAAUAACAUCAAAGGUCUAGAGAGUGAAAUGAAGGAUGAAGUGAGAAAAACAUUAGAUGUUGUUCUUGAGAUGACGAGUAACAAGAAGAAAUUAGAAGACAUUCACAGAAAGCAAACUGCAAUGAUUGAGUGCCAAGUUCUUCAACUCCUGCAACAUUACAAACAUUGUAAACAUGUUGUGUCUGACAAAGAGCUUACAGCUGAGUUUGAGAAAAUGUGGAAAAGAGAAGUGGCAAACAUCACUGGUAUAAAAGAAAGGGAUGUUUCUGCUGAAAUUCUAAAGCAACUGAGAGGAAGUUUUGCCAAUCGCAAUGUCAUGGAGGAUUUGCAGAAAGUUCAAAAUUUCACAGAGUAUGGGCGAGGAGAAUUCCAGGUCAAAGAGAAGCAUGUAAAAUUAGGAAAGAAAUUUCAAAGUCUCUUCACACAGCGUAACGCAAAGCAAGAGUUAGAGAUUGUUGCAAACAGUAUAAUUAAGUCCUGUGAAAAAACCAUUGAUCAGCAUGCACAAGAAAAUUGUGAUUACCAAUACACAUUUACAAAAGAUGUGCUGGAAGAAAUUGAUGAUCAGCUCACACAUGCAGGUUCAAAAAUCAGUACAAAAUUUGAACUUGACUUAAAACUGCACAUUUGUGGCAUUGCAUCUCGGAAAUUCACAGUUAUGCACAGGAAAUUCCUCAGUGAGCAAGACCCAAUUAAGCAUUUGCAGAAAUUCAAGAGUCAGUAUCUGUCUGAUUUCAUUGAUUUGUAUAGAAAGAAUGACCAGUGCCACAGAAAAGCAAGAGAAUUCACUCAGGUCUGUCUCAAGCCAGCAGUGACUGAAUACAUCAAUCAGUCCAUUGGACCUGAUAUCGUUGACGCAGUUCUGCUAAACAACCCAACUGAGUACAGUUCUCGAGUGCUGUUUCAGUACACAAUUCAAAAGGAGCUACUGGAAAAAUCCAACUUUGAGGAUUUUAAAAUGUACAUUUUGCAGUAUAAUGCUUAUGUCAAAGGAUGGAUAUACAAUCGUAUCAUUAAAUCCUUUUCCAAAGACAUAUCUCUGCAAAACAUAAAAAUGAAGAAGCUGGACGACAUAAUGCAGAAGAUCAUGAAAGCAAUGGAAGCCUCUAAGGUUGAUGACAAUGGGUCUCCUUUGCCAAAUAAUGAAGGAGGUACAACAAGGUUUAUCCAGAACUUUUGCAAAUCUUUAAUCUGCGUCAUCUCAAUGUCCAUGAACACAGUGGAACAGGUCCUCUUUCAGAAUACAAGCUAUUGUGCUCCAUUCACCAAAAGUCUCUAUGAAUGUAUUGAUGAGAUGAAGCUACAGUUAAUGGAUGAGAUCUCCAUGUCAACUGAUAUCCAAGAGACACUGAAAAAUGUGUCUGUAAAGCCCCAAAAUGUGCUCUUUAAGAGGGUGUUUGGAUGUGGGAAAAAAUGUCCAUUUUGCAAAACACCAUGUGAGGCAGGAGGGAAGAAACAUCAGCAACACCAUGCAGGUCUGCAUAGACCAAAGGGACUUGGUGGUUUUGUAUACGCAAAGACUAAUUCUCUUUGUGAAGAGAUCUGUACGUCUAGUGUAUAUGGCAAUGGAACCUUUCGAAGUUAUGAAACUAAUUUCGAAGCCCAUCCCUGUAAAGACUAUCGGAAAUACUACCCAGACUGGCAUAUUGCACCUGACAUGUCUAUGAAGGCCUCAGAUUACUGGAAGUAUGUGAUGGUGACAUUUAAUGACAGAUUUGCUAAACAAUUUGAAGCAGAGCCAGCUGUGUAUCCAAUAGAAUGGCAGAAAAUCACUAAAGAGCAGGCUCUUCUCUGUCUGAAGCACAACUUCAAUAUUAAAUGAGACAAAACCAGCAAGAUAAUGCAGCAAAAUACUGAUAUUUAUGACAAGAACAUAACAAACCAAUACAACAACAUCAAAAACAUUCAGGGUUCCAUCAAUAAUCUCGUUGUUUAGGUGUGAUAGCUUUAUAUUUCUUUGUCUUAUACUGAGAAAUGGCUAGAAAAUAGUUUCUGUAUGUAUAAAAUGAUCAUUUAUGGAAAGUAAAAUUAAGAUUCUGAUAAUAUUCUUAUGGUUUCUGUAUUAUAUAUCUUUGUAUUUGUGAUGUUAAUUCAGAUAUUCCAAAUGAUGUUUUGUUGUUAUGUUUCUGAACUGCUGAACUUUGAAAUUCAAAUGAUUUGAUUAUUUAGAACAUCUUGUAUGAAUGUAUGAUUACUUAUCAGCUAACUACAUAAAUAUCAAUAAAUUACAUACAUAAAUUUAUUAGUCUGAAAAUCAAGGUGGGUUGAAACAUCAAGUUUGAUUGCAGUGUGCUUUAAAAAUAAACUAAUAAAUCAUGUAAUAA
Tachysurus vachellii is the source of this 5328-nucleotide messenger RNA. Its product is annotated as up-regulator of cell proliferation-like. The coding region runs from base 99 to 4826 and encodes 1575 amino acids. The record is from RefSeq and is a predicted model, not a curated record. NCBI's taxonomy places the organism in Eukaryota, Metazoa, Chordata, Actinopteri, Siluriformes, Bagridae. The transcript has 4 exons. Gene Ontology annotation, molecular function: GTP binding.